This is a messenger RNA of Aspergillus ruber CBS 135680, 626 nucleotides long. RefSeq lists its product as uncharacterized. The coding region runs from base 127 to 360 and encodes 77 amino acids. The record is from RefSeq and is a predicted model, not a curated record. The transcript has 5 exons. Lineage: Eukaryota; Fungi; Ascomycota; Eurotiomycetes; Eurotiales; Aspergillaceae.
UACCACGAUACAUGAGUUAUUUUGAUAACACGAGAAGCGCAGAGUAUUCCCAAUUGGGCAGAUGCGUGGGCGAGGCUGACAUCUCGUUAUCAACACCAAUCCUACCAAUCCUACCAAACAGUUAAGAUGCGUGCCACCACCAUUGUCUUCGCUCUCAUGGCCAGCGUUGCUCUCGCUGGACCUGCAAGCCGCCCAGUCAAGGCCCGCCAGAUGGAGGGUGUUUGCAACGGUAGCAGUUGCAAUGUUGGUGGUAUCUCCUGGGGGUGCAGCACCGGUAAAUGCACUGCUCAGAGCGGUGCUGGUGACGGUACCCCCUGCGGUGGCCCCGACUACGAGAGCAUUAGCUGCCCUGGCAGCUAGAUGUCUUACAAUGCCAACUUUACUCGAAGAUUCUCCCCUCUAUGAGGAAAUCACGAGACAAUAAGUUAUGCGGUUGAUGCUAAAGGACGCUACGACGCAAUGGUUUAUGAUGAUGUUUUAUGAUAUGUGUUUACUGCGCUUCUGUACAGAGUUCUUGGAACAUCAUGUACAGCAUGACUAUCUUUGACAUAUUUUAAGUUUUGCAAUUCAUUUAGUUAAGCCUUCUUUAUAUGCUUGCCGCAGGUCUAAAUGGAUACCAACUAGCA